UCUUAUAUUUCCAUUAAGACUCCUUUUUCUUCUUCUUCUUCAUCAUCAUCUUCCUUAACAGCAACAUCCAUGGAAGCAUCCUCAGUUCUCUUUUAUCUGCUCCUGAUCUUGAUCCCUCUUCUUCCUUCGGCAGCAUCAAACAGUUGCCCUGUUUCCCACUGCGGUCAAUUUUUCACCAAUGUCCGAUUCCCCUUCCGUUUGAUCGACACACAACCCCAAAGAUGUGGUUUUCCGGGCUUUGAUCUACGUUGCAUCAGUCCACGUCUGGUGCUCAUCAACCUACCGAGCUCUGGUGAGUUUGGCGUCAGGGCUAUUGAUUACCGUUCUCAAAGAAUGCAGAUUUAUGAUCCUUCGAAUUGCUUUCCUGCUAGGCUUUUGAAUUUCGAUCUCUCUGGUUCCCCUUUUGCGGCUUCUUACUUUCAGAACUACACCCUUUUGAGCUGUCCGAAUGAUGCGAGUUUGGCUCGUUAUACCCGUGUUUCGUGCCUCAGUAAUUCGUCAUUUUUGACUAUUGCUACUGCUUCAAUGAGUUUUGUGGCGUUAAUGACCAGUAAUCAGACGGGUUGUCAGAUCACCGGGAAUUUAAGGAUGCCAGUGGCAGAGCCACCGGAUCAGAAUGAGCUUUCUUCAAACGUUGAGGAAGAUAUAACUCUGACAUGGAGUAAACCUGAUUGUGAAAUUUGUGAAGCAGAAUAUGUUUCUUGUGGUUAUGCAAAUAGUACCACACAAUCGACAAAAUGUUUCUUCAACGGUGGUAUACCAAAAGGGUCUCAGGUGUUCAGAAUCAUAGCAUUUGCCAUGGCGAUACCGGCAAUGGCUGCCUCCCUUGCGAUUGCAUGUUUCAUGUGUACCAAGGAUAGAAGAAAUGAACUCAUCAGCAACCGCAGACGCACUGUCUUUAAUGCCCCGACAAUGGUGUUUCCUGAUGCGGUGGUUACACCACCGAACGUGAUUGGUCUUGACCAAGCAACCAUCGAGUCGUACACGAAGGUGGUUCUUGGCGAAAGCAAGCGGCUUCCGGGACACGAUGACGGAGUGUGUCCAAUAUGCUUAUCAGAGUACCAUGUGAAGGAGACGGUGAGGUGUAUACCCGAGUGUCGGCAUUGCUUCCACUCGGAAUGUAUCGACGAGUGGCUUAAGAUGAACGGGUCGUGUCCAAUUUGCCGGAACUCGCCUUCUCCGGUUCAUGUGGCGGAAUCGUAGAGCUUAAUGAUUUAUUAUUGUUGUGA
Messenger RNA from Cynara cardunculus var. scolymus (artichoke), 1229 nucleotides. RefSeq names its product putative RING-H2 finger protein ATL21A. The transcript is spliced from 2 exons. Gene Ontology annotation, molecular function: polysaccharide binding. The record is from RefSeq and is a predicted model, not a curated record. NCBI's taxonomy places the organism in Eukaryota, Viridiplantae, Streptophyta, Magnoliopsida, Asterales, Asteraceae. The coding region runs from base 70 to 1203 and encodes 377 amino acids.